AUGAAUGAUGAAAUUAAUGAGCCACCGCCCAAUAUAUGUGAGCAGUGCUUAGGUGAUGAGGCUAAUAUACGAAUGACUAAAAUUCCACAAGGCUCUGAAUGUAAGAUUUGUACCUUACCGUUCACCUUAUACCAUUUUAAGACGUCUAAACGAAGCAAUAAUAUCAUUAAAACAUUAAUAUGUGUACGGUGCGCCACUCAGAGAAACAUUUGUCAAUGCUGUAUGCUUGAUUCAAGAUGGCACAUCCCUAUACAACUGCGGGAUCAUUUAAUAUCCCUUGUGAACGAGGAAAACGUUAUGACGGAGGAAGCAAAAAACGACAUGAUGAAAAGGUUUCUGUCACUAAAAAACGUGAAAUUAGGAGGAGCUCAGAUUACGAGUGAUCCGUCAGAAGCAGAUAAUAUCGUUGAUAAAUUGAAAAAUAUACUUCUGCGAGCAACAUCAGAUGGCCCAAGUACUCCGUUAAUAAAAAACACAACUGCAUUGUAUAAAAAUGAAAAAGGUGCAAAUGAGGUCAAAAACUUGGAAAAGUACGCGUCCGUGGACAUUUCUCAUAUUUUGAAGAAACUACCCUUGAAUGAAUCGUUUUUAAAAAACCCCUCCACCAAAUCAUUUUUUCUGUAUAAUAUUGAUGCCUCGAUCCCUGAAUGGAAAAUAACUGAUACAGUUUCGCAAUUAUUGGGUAUAAAGAAAUGGAAGGAUGGAAAUUCAUUGUCAUUAAUAGUCAACCACAAGGCGAAGUGUGGUGGCCUAAGAUUUCAAUCUAGUGAAUUGGGGGAGCGGUUUGUCAGUAAAAUAAGUGAGACACUUGUCACACCAAAGGGCCUAAAGAGAGGAGUUUUACUUAUUGACCGUUUUAGAAUCUUUAUCAUUCCGUGGUCGUCUGGCUUUUCAGCUGCGUCAUUCGGAACCAACACUGCAGAAAAUAUAAAACUUAGUUUAAGUUUGAAUAAGCUUAUUCAGUUGGAGCUAGGGCUUUCUUUUCCUACAAAAAGCACAGAUAACGCAAAGAAUGACAAGAAAAAGACAUCAAAAAAAGUUCAUAAGGACAGAUCAAAGAAAUCGAAACCUCGCGCUAACAAGUUAACAAUAUAG
Messenger RNA from Saccharomyces cerevisiae S288C, 1095 nucleotides. RefSeq names its product Pre-mRNA-splicing factor ECM2 (gene ECM2). Gene Ontology annotation, molecular function: RNA binding. The transcript has a single exon. Bases 1 to 1095 code for a protein of 364 amino acids. Gene Ontology annotation, cellular component: nucleus. NCBI's taxonomy places the organism in Eukaryota, Fungi, Ascomycota, Saccharomycetes, Saccharomycetales, Saccharomycetaceae. The record is from RefSeq and is marked reviewed.